Rodentolepis nana is the source of this 1269-nucleotide messenger RNA. The record is from the annotation of a GenBank genome assembly. NCBI's taxonomy places the organism in Eukaryota, Metazoa, Platyhelminthes, Cestoda, Cyclophyllidea, Hymenolepididae.
AUGCACGAAGAAGAAUACUUUGAACCUGAUGCUAAAGUUCUUUCCAUUAAGGUUUUCAAUGGUUUACUCAAAGAGGGUAAACUUGUUGAUACUGUCAUACCGUCAAUCGAUGAGGAAUUUCCAGCUCAUAAGAUAAUACUCUAUAUUCGUUUCAAGACAUUUGAAAAUUGCCAGAUCGAUUGGAAAAGUCUUCCUUCGAAAAUUGUGAAAUCCAUUUUAGAAUACGCUUAUACGGGAACAAUCACACUUGAUACCAGUACUGUUUUACAAAUCUGCAAGUUGAGCAAUGAUUUGGGAUGUUCUCGGAUUCGUAGAUGGUGCACUGAUUUCAUCAAAAAGUGGUUUAAUGAAUUCGACAUUCCUCAGGUUUGGGAAUUAGCCAUAACAAUGGGAAACAGAGCUUUAACAAAGUUGUGUGCCGAGUCAAUGUUGAACAGCUCGAACAUUCAUCAACUGGAAAAUAACUUUUACCAAAACUUACACCAAGAAUCAAUGCGAUGUAUAAUAAAAGAAGUUCCAACUUUAACAAGUCUCGAAAAAUUAAUGAUGCUUAGUAAGUGGCUGGAACCGCUAGACAAUAGCUUAUCCCCUGAAAGCUUCCUUGAAAUUUUAAAUGGUCUCAAUUGGAAGGAAAUCGACGAGAGGGCUAUUAUUGAAAUCGUUGCUGUAACAUCCCAUAUUUCCUUCAAUCUUGCUUAUAUAGGUUUGAGUCUACCCAAGUUUUUGCCCAACACCUUAAUAUUGCGCUUAUCGAGGGUUGCAGUAGAAAGUAGCGACUCUCUUUCAACCCAACAAUAUUACCCCGCUGGUCGACAAACCCUUUUUGAUGCUUAUGAGAAUGCAACAGGAAAAGAAAGCGACAGCUCCAGUGGAUCAUCCCAACAACAAAUCAGUUUUAAACCUAAUAUGACAUCCUUCUUAUAUGGUUACAAUAACGAUACUCAUUGUGGAAAAAUGAUGUCCUUAACUCCUUCAGUAGAUGUGAUUGAUGGCGAAGUUCCUUUUCGGUAUUUUGUUGCAACCGUUGCUUUUAAAGAAAGUUUUUAUGUCAUUGGAGGUAAAGACAGCGAGCAUCACACCACUUCAAUUGUUGAUCGAAUUGACACACAACAGAAUAGAAUAGAGCGUGUUGGUAACUUGAAUGAGAAGAGAUGUGACCAUUGUGCCACUGCAAAUGAAGAAAAUAUCCUUGUUGUUGGAGGCGCUGACAUGGACGAUGAUAAGGUUCUCGAUUCUUGUGAGAUUUAUGAACCAAAGAAAAACAGGUAA